Talaromyces amestolkiae is the source of this 645-nucleotide messenger RNA. RefSeq lists its product as uncharacterized. NCBI's taxonomy places the organism in Eukaryota, Fungi, Ascomycota, Eurotiomycetes, Eurotiales, Trichocomaceae. Bases 1 to 645 code for a protein of 214 amino acids. Gene Ontology annotation, biological process: cell redox homeostasis; cellular response to oxidative stress. Gene Ontology annotation, molecular function: thioredoxin peroxidase activity. The transcript has a single exon. The record is from RefSeq and is a predicted model, not a curated record. Gene Ontology annotation, cellular component: cytoplasm.
AUGUCUCUCACGCAAGAUUUGCAAGAAACCUAUAUCAACUUUAAGGAAACUGCACCUGAGGCAGUACUCAACACAUUGGGCUCAGGCGUACAGGAGCUCAAAAAUGUGUUUGAUCCCAGCAAGACCAUCCAGGUCGGCCAGGGAUUCCCGUCCUUCGAGCUAAAGGAUGCUACAGGAAAGCUCGUCUCUAAGGAUGCUCUACUCGAGGACGGGGCAUUGCUCAUCUCCUUCUAUCGCGGAGAAUGGUGUCCAUUCUGCAACCUUGAAUUACGUGCGUUGCAAAAGCGUUUACCCGAGUUCAAAGCAAAAGGUGUCUCGCUUGUCGCCAUUUCACCGCAACUUCCGGACAAUUCCAUUUCGACUGUCGAGAAACACGAACUGCAAUUUACGGUACUAUCGGACGUGGAAAACAAACUUGCACGACAGCUCGGUAUAGUCUGGAGCCAACCUGACACUUUUCGACCGUUGUUCCAAGGCUUGGGAGUCGAUUGGCAGAAACUCUACGGCAAUGAGAACCUCGAAGUCCCUAUUCCUGCAACCUUCCUCGUCGAUAAGGAUGGCGUCGUCCGGAACAUGUUCCUCGAUCCUGAUUAUACCAAGAGACUCGACCCAGAGACGGCAUUAGAAUGGGCAACCAAGCUUUGA